Messenger RNA from Fusarium odoratissimum NRRL 54006, 3817 nucleotides. RefSeq lists its product as uncharacterized. Bases 172 to 2919 code for a protein of 915 amino acids. The transcript is spliced from 2 exons. Gene Ontology annotation, molecular function: shikimate 3-dehydrogenase (NADP+) activity; 3-dehydroquinate dehydratase activity; 3-phosphoshikimate 1-carboxyvinyltransferase activity. Gene Ontology annotation, biological process: chorismate biosynthetic process. Lineage: Eukaryota; Fungi; Ascomycota; Sordariomycetes; Hypocreales; Nectriaceae. The record is from RefSeq and is a predicted model, not a curated record.
AUCGCCCACCCACUUCACAACUGACAGUCGGACUCAGCGCUUCUCGACAAGCCCACAUCACCAUUCUCCCCUACCCAACAAAGAGACCCUUCUCUACAGCCUCAAUAACUGCGAUAUCCUGGUGACUAUGGCGCCUUCUUGAAACAGCGCUGGUCAAAAGAGUCCGGACACAUGCAACACGAAAUGGCAGGCGUCAAGAGGUCCCUGGGGACCUUUCUUGGCCACGAGGAUACCUUGCUUCGACCAAACGGCCACAGCCGACCGAAGACCGUCCACUACAAUCAUGGAAUUCCCCGCGAUAACCUCGAUAAUUCGACACCGCAAUCACAGUCUUUCAAACUGAGCGAUGUGCUUCAGUCUCAACCUCCAUCCCGGGCUACUUCUCGAGCCAAUUCGAGAGCCAAUUCUCAAUCCGCGGCUCCGUCAAAUACGGACCAACACGAUGGACUUACUCGAACACCCUCUCCAACCUUUCCUCCCUUGACUGGGCAGGUUCCAGAUUUUAGUCCAGAUGCGUCAAUGAUACUUGUUGGUAUGCGCGGAGCUGGAAAGUCGACAUUGGCUAUCAUGGCAUCCUCGGCAAUGGACCGCAAAGUCAUUGAUCUUGAGCCAGCUUUCCAGAGAUCCAUGGGCCUGUCGAGUGCCGCUUAUAAGUCCGAACAUGGGUCUUCAGAGUGCUACAAGCAGCAAGCCAAGGUCCUGCAAAGUAUUUUGCAGCGACAUUCUACUGGCUGCAUCCUUGUCUGUUCCUGGAUGGAGAGUCGCGUGCAGAGUCUCCUCCGAGAGUUUGCAGCGACCAACCCAGUUAUCCACAUUGUCCGCGAUUUUGAUGCCAUUCAAAGUCAUCUCAAGAUCCGCGACGGUACCAAGGUCCAGAGCUUGCUCGAUGUUAGCAACGCCAUCUUUAGGUCUUGCACCAACUUCGAGUUCUUUAAUGUCACAGAGAGAGUUUCCAAGUCGUCGCUUUCUCGGGAAUCAUUGACACAAAGAUCACCUGCUCCAUAUUUAACAUUAAAACAUGUUGAGCGACACUUCCUAAAGUUUCUGUCUCUUGUUUACCCAGCGGGCACAAUACCGUUCACAGAUUCUGCAUUCCCAUUAUCGAGGAUACCUGCGGAGGAACGCAACUUUACCUACGCUACCUCCAUUCCUCUUACCGACGUUCUUAAAGACUCUGUGGAUGUUGAAGAGCAUGUCAUUGGAGCAGAUGUUGUGCAAAUAGUCGUCCAUGACUUGGCUGAACAUGCCGAACAGGGCACAUUGACGUCUGAAGCCAGCGCAAAGCUGCUUGCCAACAUUACCAAAGGUGUCGGUAUCGUAAGGCGAAGCACAAUCUUACCCAUAAUCCUACAUCUAUUCUUACCUCAUACAGCAAGCGACGAAGUCUUGCGUGUCUACCUCGAUCUCGUUCACCAUUCCGUACGACUAGCACCAGAAAUGAUGACAGUUGAUCUUCGACUCGAAGACGUCCACAUCUCACGCAUACUAUCUAUUCGAAAGAGAACAAAGAUGAUUGGCAAUUGUUUCAUUACCACAGAUCCUCCGUCAUGGGAAUCUCCAAUAUGGAUGUCGUGGUAUAAGAAGGCCAACAAUCUGGGAUGCCAUCUUGCUAGAUUGAUUCGUCCUGCAGUUACUAUUGAAGACAAUUUCCGCAUUCACUGCCUUAAGACAUCAGUUGCAGCUUUACAGGGGCCGAAGAUCCCACUUAUAUCUUACAAUUCUGGCCCUCUGGGUCGGAAUUCCCAAGCUUUCAAUCGUAUUCUUACUGUUGUCCGACCAGACUCGCUGGAGCGGGUGAAUCCCAGGCCCCCAAUAACACCAUCAAUUACCACGGUCGGCGCAACAGAAGCUCUUUUCUCGUCUUUUAUAUACGACCAGAUGAAGCUUUACGUCUUUGGCGCCAACGUGAGCUAUAGUUUGUCUCCUGCGAUGCACAAAGCAGCAUUAAAGGCAUGCGGUUUGCCCCAUACCUACGAGCCAGUGUCUUGCGCGUCGCUUAGAGGAAUCAAGCAUUUAAUCGAGGAUCCAGAAUUUGGUGGAGGUUCAAUCGGCCUCCCCUUCAAAGUUGAGAUCAUUACCUUGACACAUUCAUUGAGCAAACAUGCCCGGGCAAUCGGUGCCGUCAAUACGCUGAUUCCCAUCCGCUCCCUAAAUGAAGACGGGACAAUUCCUACUGGGGCUGCUUUCUUCGAUAGCGUUAAUCGCUCUGGUCCCAUCAAGGCUCUGUAUGGCGAAAAUACGGAUUGGAUUGGCAUCCGCGCGUGCAUUCGCCGCGGCCUCUCUCCCGCCAACGCAGUCGUGUCCAGCAGCUGUGGUCUGGUCAUUGGAGCGGGUGGCAUGGCUAGAGCAACGGUCUACGCGAUGCUUCAAGUUGGUAUCAAGAACAUUGUUAUCUGUAAUCGCACACCCAAGAACGCCGAAAAAAUGGUGAUGCACUUUACGCAGGUCCUUGAGAGGAAGGACCAUGGCCUACUGAGCGCUGGUAGCGAGCAUUCUCGCUUCCAUGUCAUCGAGUCAAUAGAAGAUGCCUGGCCAACAGAAUUCCGACUACCCACCGUCAUUGUUUCUUGUAUCCCAACUCACCGCAUCGGCAACGUCCCAGCCCCCGAACUUACCCUCCCUAACGAGUGGCUGGGAAGUCGGACUGGUGGUGUCGCAAUUGAGCUUGGGUACAAGACAUUAGAUACACCAUUCCUAGCCCAAUUCCGAGCAGAGUCGCAUCGUGGUUGGGUAAGUAUGGAUGGUCUUGAUAUGUUGCCAGAGCAAGGUUUUGCUCAAUUUGAGUUGUUUACUGGUCGGAGAGCACCGCGUCGGCUUAUGAGGAGGAUGGUGUUUGAGGCAUACCCCAAUGAGGAGGGCAAGUCGAAUUUUGAGGAGUUACAGCCUAGGUUGCAGUCGCUUGAUGAGCAGGAGACAUGAUAAUGAAUUGAAGUUUGAGUAAUGUAUCUGAAUAACUCAUUGCUGUUGAUUGUGUUCAAAUCAUUUAUCGUUCGUAAAUUACUGCAGGUAUGGCUGGCCCAACGUCCAGGCCGCUUAAGAUCACCUGACAUGGUUCAUGACCCUUGCAGUCAAUUACAUAUUGCUAAUCCUCAUCAUUUGACUCUCUCAAUCAAUACGGACGCAUCACGGCCCGUUUCUCCGCGUGAUGCUAUCUCGCUGUAUCCCCAAGUCUCUUCGGGGAGUCAAGCCUACCCUGAAGUUCUCGUCUCGCUUAUAUCACAAUGCUGUCGCAAAGUUCACCAACAUCGAUAAAAAGGGCAUGCCUGUCUCCUAUGAUAUUGGUAUCAUGAUUGGCGAACCUGGGGAAAGUUAUAUUAUAUUGAGCUCGAUAUCGGGAAAGCUUUCAGGCGUGAUGUUGUUUCCCAACUUGGAUCCGAUGGUGCACACCAAGUCGUAACGCUGCCACUUCGUUUUGAUCACCGUUCAUUACACUUCAUACAUCAGUCCUUUCCGCUUCCUCGGAUUGAGAUACACCAAAACUUGGGCGAUUCUAAGCAUGACGUGAGUUCUGCGACACUUUGGCUCACAGGGAAUUGGAAUGCAGUCACACUUGAUGGGUCACCAGACGGUUCGUAUCUUGUUACCAAUGCACAUUUUUGAACGGCUCUAAUCAUUUCGUGCUUUUCUCCUUUCGAUAGAGGAUUUUGAGAGAAUGUCCCGAGAAACCGCUGUCAAGCUCAAGGGCGCAUUGGAUAAGUUGAAGGAUAAGGUAGCUAGCUUGGUUACGAAAUAGGCUUACUUGAACCUGGAGCCUCUGAUGUAUUUUGUUAUUCGUCUGGAAACCAAUUGAGGUAUAAGUGAUACCCCCCAUUCACAA